AUGCUGAGACCGAAGAUGUGCUCUUCCAUGCCCCAAGGAAAUCGCGCAGCACCUGACGAAAAGGGCCUUUUCCGCGACCAACAGAUAGUCGGCGCCGCCCUCAACGGGGUGAUAAAAAAAGGCGAGCGGGAGGAGUGCGAGCGCCGAUUGGCCGAGCUCCGGGACGAGAAGUUCAAGAGCAUCUUCGGGCUCCUGUACAAAAUCAACGAGCGGGUCGACCUGUUCGACAAGUACGGGGUGGACGAGCUCUUCGAGUGCCGCAUACUGAGCGUCGACGAGAACUACCGGGGCAGGGGCCUCGCCAACACCCUCGUCGAGAACAGCAUCACCCUUGCCCGGAAUUCCGGCUUCAAGGUACACCUCCUCCUUGGGUGCACGUUAUAA
Copidosoma floridanum is the source of this 384-nucleotide messenger RNA. RefSeq names its product dopamine N-acetyltransferase-like. NCBI's taxonomy places the organism in Eukaryota, Metazoa, Arthropoda, Insecta, Hymenoptera, Encyrtidae. The record is from RefSeq and is a predicted model, not a curated record.